This is a messenger RNA of Hemibagrus wyckioides, 2189 nucleotides long. It is a transcript of the gene fhl5, whose product is annotated as four and a half LIM domains 5. Bases 285 to 1127 code for a protein of 280 amino acids. The record is from RefSeq and is a predicted model, not a curated record. The transcript has 6 exons. Gene Ontology annotation, cellular component: Z disc; nucleus. Lineage: Eukaryota; Metazoa; Chordata; Actinopteri; Siluriformes; Bagridae. Gene Ontology annotation, molecular function: transcription coregulator activity.
AUGUUUCUUUUCUGGUUGUCACAUGUUCAGCCUGGUGGUUUUUCCUUGGAAAAUAAAACAAAGGAACCAUGUAUGAAAUGAUAUAUGGGUGGUAGGAGAACAGCCAUAAAAGGUGUAGACAUGUGCAGCGUGGUCAUUCUCCCCAGAGAUUUUAGCUAAUAAAGGGACGGUAUUUAUAGAAGGUCUUUUCGAUGCAUCGUGUUAAUCUGUAGCGAUCCGACUCCUGGACAUCACACACUCCAUCCUCACAGUGCAAGAGCGGCUCUGAACACUCCUAAAGAGCAAUGUCUACAGAACGAUUUGACUGCCAUUACUGCAAAGACUCGCUGCUUGGCAAAAAAUACAUCCUGAAAGAGGACACGCAAUACUGCACCAAGUGUUAUGAGAACCUCUUUGCUAACUGUUGUGAAGGUUGCUCCUUACCAAUCGGGUGCAACAACAAGGAUCUCUCCUACAAGGAUCGCCACUGGCAUGAGAACUGCUUUAAGUGCGGAAAAUGCGGACGCUCGUUAGCCGAGAAAGCGUUUGCUGCUAAAGAUGAACUUCUGCUCUGCACCGAGUGCUACUCCAACGAGUACUCAGCCAAGUGCACUAACUGCACAAAAACUAUCCUGCCAGGCUCGCGGAAAAUGGAGUACAAGGGGAACAGCUGGCACGAGACCUGCUUUCUGUGUCAGCGUUGCCAGCAGCCGAUAGGAACCAAGCCCUUCAUCCCCAAAGAUAACAGCUACUUCUGCGUCCCCUGUUUCGAGAAGCAGUUCGCCUAUCAGUGCUGCUCCUGCAAGAAAUCCAUUACUACUGGUGGAGUGACAUACAACGACAAGCCGUGGCACCGCGAGUGUUUCACCUGCAUCGGCUGUAAGAAACAGCUAGCAGGGCAGCGCUUCACCUCCCGAGAGAACUACCCCUACUGUCUGGAGUGCUUCAGCAACCUGUACGCCAAGAAGUGUGUCGGCUGCACCAAAGCUAUUACUAGUUUGGCAGGAGCGAAGUAUAUCUCGUUCGAGGAGCGUCAGUGGCACAGCGAGUGUUUCACAUGCAUGCAGUGCUCCGUGUCGCUCGUGGGCCGCGGUUUCCUCACACAGCGUGAUGACAUUCUGUGCACCGAUUGCGGACGUGAGAAGUGAAAGAAGAAAACAAAACACAGAUUUUGAUCAGUGACGUGUUCUCAUCUUAUUCUUAACACACUUUUGUCUGCAUGUCUUGGUUUAACCUAUACAGUUGAAUAAGCCUUGUUCGGACGGGAUUAGUUUUGGGGUCAUGUAAUUAUUACUGGUGUAACUUUUUUCUUUAUUAUUAUUUUUGUUCUGUCCAAAUCCACAUAGAAGUAUCAUUCCCUUAGGAUUAGGAUACUUUCCCAAGUCAUUUGAAAAAGAUUUCUACCAAAUUACGAUUAGAGGAAGGAGAUAAAGUUAGCGUUUAUAUCAUUUCUCGCAGCUUUGUUGGUGAAAUCCAAGCACAAUACUUAUUCAAACAGAAAUGCACAGUAUAAUGUGAUCAAUUCUAUCACUUCAUCAGCAAGUAAAGUUUAUUAGAUAAACAUUAGAUGAAGGAUGAAAUCUCAUCUCUAGUCUUUUCCUUAAAUUGGCUGUUUUUUUUUUAUUUUUAAAAAUAAUUCUAUGCUCACAUCUGGGUAAAAUUUAGCAUUUCUUUUUCUAAACAGAUUUACAGUAUAGUAAUUAUUAUUCAUAUUAAUUUUAUUAACUGGUUUAGGAGAUAAAAAAAAACUUACAUCAUGGAGAUUUAGGGAAGACCCUGUUGACCCUGAACCUGAAUAAUGUCCUCAGGUCAGUUUUAGUUAGAUUACUGUAAAGUUUAAACACAAAUAGCUUCACAAUGAUGGUAAUAGAAAUGAAUAUCUGGUGUUAUUUGUUCUAACUAUACUCAUAGAAAUAUUUAUGGUUUCUUUGCUUUCAUUAAGCAGCCAUGUCAGUAGUCUUUGGAUAUAUUUCCAUUAUUACAUCACAAGGACAGCCAGACAAUCAUUAUAAGCAUGUUCUGAAAGAUAGAUAUGAUUUGUAAUAGAUUUUAUUAUAUAAAAUAAACGCCUUCUAUUUUGUGUGAUUUCUCUAUCUGUACAAGAAUCCAAACACAUGAGCAUGUCUUUACCAUAUGUGACGUUUAGACAAAGUGCUCCUAAAGUAAAAAAAUAAAACAUGAUAGAGCGUGUGAUGGUGAUUAUUUUUUUC